Trichomycterus rosablanca is the source of this 703-nucleotide messenger RNA. RefSeq names its product oxytocin (gene oxt). The transcript is spliced from 4 exons. Gene Ontology annotation, cellular component: extracellular region; secretory granule. The record is from RefSeq and is a predicted model, not a curated record. Lineage: Eukaryota; Metazoa; Chordata; Actinopteri; Siluriformes; Trichomycteridae. The coding region runs from base 54 to 509 and encodes 151 amino acids. Gene Ontology annotation, molecular function: neurohypophyseal hormone activity.
UAUUGAAGACAUUGAAAGGCAUUGUCUUAUCUUUACAUCAGCCUUGACUAGAAAUGUCUGGAACACAAUCCUCAGCUUUUUACCUGAUGUGUCUGCUGUCAGUGUGUGCAGCAUGCUAUAUCUCCAACUGCCCCAUUGGUGGCAAGAGGGCUGUACAGGAUGUCCCUGCUCGACAGUGUAUGGCUUGUGGACCUGGAGACAAGGGCCGAUGCUUUGGUCCCAGUAUUUGCUGUGGAGAGGAAAUGGGCUGCUUGGUGGGCACUCUAGAGGCCAUGCACUGUUUGGAGGAAGACUAUGUGCCCUCUCCGUGUGAGGCUGGUGGAAAAGCCUGUGGCUCUGGACAGGGUCGCUGUGCGGCACCAGGUGUUUGCUGUGACUCAGAGAGCUGCAGCGUUGAUCAGUCCUGUCUGGAAGGUGAAGGCGAUCUACCCUCUAUGAGUCUACCUGCCAACAGCAAAGACCUCCUGCUGAAACUUCUUCACUGGACAAACUACAGACUUAACCAAUAAGUGUAACCUGCAGUGAUGGCAUAAUAAUGAGGACCAAACCCUAGUGUGUUUAUAGUAUGAAAAAAUACAUCUUAGAUUACCUUUGUACAGAGUUUGUAAAAUUAAAAUCAAACAUUGUAGAUGGAAAUAUUAAUAUGCUCUGGCAUUAUGUUGAUUCUGUUUGAAACAAUAAAACCUUUACAAGUUGGACCACU